Messenger RNA from Ostrinia furnacalis (Asian corn borer), 1157 nucleotides. It is a transcript of the gene hkb, whose product is annotated as zinc finger transcription factor huckebein. The record is from RefSeq and is a predicted model, not a curated record. Lineage: Eukaryota; Metazoa; Arthropoda; Insecta; Lepidoptera; Crambidae. Bases 36 to 983 code for a protein of 315 amino acids. Gene Ontology annotation, biological process: regulation of transcription by RNA polymerase II. The transcript has a single exon. Gene Ontology annotation, molecular function: RNA polymerase II cis-regulatory region sequence-specific DNA binding; DNA-binding transcription factor activity, RNA polymerase II-specific.
UCGAUCGCGAGUGACUACACCCUUGUGAGUUAACAAUGUUGUCCGUUGAGCAGAACUAUUCCAGGCUUUUCAGGCCUUGGGAUGUAAGUGAGAAGAAAAUCGAAACGCCGAAGACUUUUACGAGUGAAACGACAGAUUUGGAAGAUGUUAAAACAAAGAAGAGGAAACUGGAUGAGACUAAACGAGAGAAUCGUCUACGCAAAAUCCGCGGGACUUUCAAGAAACCUGAAAACAUUCAUCAAGACGCUACAGUGUCUACGACGACUGACGACGUUGGAGAUGACAAAAAAGUAACACCAGAAACUUUAGAAUCGCCUGUUGCAAGUUUAACCAUGUGCUGCGAUAGGCUGUUACAAGAACCGGAGAAGACAUUGAAGACUGAAAAACCCGCCAAAGCUGUUCCAGUGGAAACAGUGUAUUCUCCAAACCCUCCACCAACCGUAAUGCCUCAUCCAAAUGUGUACAAUCCUUACAUGGCUGAUUACCUCCCAGCAGCAGACAUCGCUCAAGCGUUAGGAGUCCCACCGACUGACCCUUUACUAUUAGAAUCGCUAGCGCAAGGAUAUGCCAUGGAACUGGAGUACGCCAGGAUUCUUCAGCAAGAGAACGAAGCGAAGCUUUUAAACGCUAGAAAACAGCGUCCGAAGAAGUACAAGUGCCCGCAUUGCCAAGUGGGGUUCUCGAAUAACGGUCAGCUAAAAGGGCACAUCAGAAUUCACACUGGGGAAAGGCCUUACAAGUGCGACGAGAAUAAUUGCGGGAAGACGUUUACCAGGAACGAGGAGUUGACCAGGCACAAGAGGAUACAUUCUGGGGUGCGGCCGUUUCCGUGUCCCACUUGUGGGAAGAAGUUUGGGAGGCGGGACCAUUUGAAAAAGCAUACGAGGACGCAUUACUUGCAGGCGGAGAGGAUGAUGCCAGUAUUUGUGCCGUUGUCGGCUGUGCAACACGUUGGAGGUUUUCCUUAUUUAUAUGGAUACUAAUAGGUAGUCUGGAAAAUUCUAAAUAUUUAUAGUUGGAGCGUUUUCUCAAGUCAGCGUUACAAUAAAAGUUAAUACUGCAAAAUUGUAUCAAUUGAAAUGUAGCAAUUCAAAUCAAAAUUGUGUCUUGUCUUUAGAUAGUUAAAUAAAAUGUAUUGUUAUAAAAAGAAACGCUUU